AUAGAAGAGAAGAGAAAAGAAAAGGAAAGAAAAAAGGGUUUGGCAGAACACGAUCCCCACAAUUCAGGGCAACCUUGUUUGGAGAACCUAAGUUUCAAUACCUUUUCUCUUUCCGCAAGAAAAUUCAAAAUUCCAAUUCCGCAAAUCGAGAAUUCCCUCCCUUCUUUGCCCUUUCUCUCUCACUCUCUCUCUUUUUCUGUAACAUCGUAAUCGAUCAGUUGAAAGCUUAGAGGAGAGUGAGUUGGAGAAGGUUCUGGAAGGAUCCAUCGAUGGCGGGGUACAAGGCUGAUGACGAGUACGAUUACCUUUUCAAGCUGGUUCUGAUCGGCGAUUCCGGCGUGGGGAAGUCCAACCUGCUCUCGCGCUUCACGCGGAACGAGUUCAAUUUGGAGUCCAAGUCUACCAUAGGAGUUGAGUUCGCCACCAAGAGUUUGAAUAUCGAUUCCAAGGUUAUCAAGGCUCAGAUUUGGGACACCGCUGGCCAGGAAAGGUACCGUGCCAUUACUAGUGCUUACUACCGAGGAGCUGUUGGUGCCUUACUUGUCUAUGAUGUCACGCGCCGUGCCACAUUUGAGAAUGCUGCAAGAUGGUUGAAAGAGUUGAGAGAUCACACAGACCCCAACAUUGUGGUCAUGCUUAUUGGAAAUAAGUCAGAUCUUCGACACCUUGUUGCUGUUCCAACAGAAGAUGGGAAAUCUUUUGCAGAGAGGGAAUCUCUGUACUUCAUGGAGACUUCUGCUUUAGAAGCAACCAAUGUUGAAAAUGCAUUUACUGAGGUUCUUUCUCAGAUUUAUCGCAUAGUGAGCAAGAGAGCAGUUGAGGCUGGCGACAACGGCAGUUCCUCCACUGUCCCGUCUAAAGGACAGACUAUAAACGUUAAAGACGAUUCCUCAGUUUUGAAGAAAAUUGGAUGCUGCUCGAACUAGAUGCUUCAUCUAUGGCAGUGGUUUUUAUGGCCUGUUUCAUCUUGUAAAUGCCUACACUGGAAUUGGGAUAUCGUGUAGAAUAAGGCUAGUCUUGCAUAUUAUUUUGAACAGUGUUUACAAUUCACAAGCAUCAUACGCAGGAUUUAUGUUUCGUAAAACGGUCAUUCUAAAACGUGUUUGAAACAAAUAGGUUUACACCCAGGUUCAUCAUAUAGUUUUAAGUUUUAUGUGCAGGAUCUUGAUAUUUGCUAUUCUCUAAUUAUGAUGCAGCUAGUGGCAGUUCGACCAUCUAUUUUACAACUGAA
Vigna unguiculata (cowpea) is the source of this 1231-nucleotide messenger RNA. Its product is annotated as ras-related protein Rab11D. The record is from RefSeq and is a predicted model, not a curated record. Lineage: Eukaryota; Viridiplantae; Streptophyta; Magnoliopsida; Fabales; Fabaceae. Gene Ontology annotation, molecular function: GTPase activity; GTP binding.